AUGCAAUGGGAUAGGAGUUGGUCUUGGAGCAGGGCAGGGCAGGGCAAGGCAGGGGGUGGGGGACGGGAUUACGAAGAGGUGGGGGUGGGGCAUGGGCAUGGCGACUGCUUACAGGACAGGGCGACCCACGAGGCUCCCGAGUGCACUCAGCAAGGAGUUGGGAUUUCUGAUGCUUACUACUACUGCAAGAAAAGAAUCCCGAAAAUUGUCAAUCUAGCAAGCGCGAGAACCGAUCUGUUCUACCAACGCAGCAAGAAAAAUGGAUUUAAGAAAAGUCUCACGAUGAUAUCCGCUCAAUUGCUACCGUCCGGAAGUGUAACUCUUUCCGGAGGCGUGUAUUGCUACAACUCUUCUUUGGCGACAGCGGGAACAUAUUCUCCAAUUACGGGAGCAACUGUUAAUUUGGAUUGUCAAAAUCCAAUCCCAAACGCAGGUUCGAGCGCUUCUUUGUUCCUUAAUGAAGGCCAAUUUGUCUACGCCUUAAGCGUGGCGGUGGUAGAGCAGGAUAAUUUUGAAGAUAAUUGUCAUGUUGAGGCUACUAUGCCUCCAAACUCAUGCAACUACAAUCCUCCUUUAAGGGCUCAAAGGUAUCCUAUUAAGCCUGUUAAAUCAAAUGGUCGUGUGGUCAGCUAUACUCUUGGGGCUCCGAUUGCGAUAAAAGCCUAA
Molecule: messenger RNA, 666 nt
Organism: Andrographis paniculata
Lineage: Eukaryota; Viridiplantae; Streptophyta; Magnoliopsida; Lamiales; Acanthaceae
Exons: 3
Coding region: 1-666 (221 amino acids)
Source: RefSeq, a predicted model, not a curated record